Molecule: messenger RNA, 2155 nt
Organism: Triplophysa rosa
Lineage: Eukaryota; Metazoa; Chordata; Actinopteri; Cypriniformes; Nemacheilidae
Gene: tkfc
Product: triokinase/FMN cyclase
Exons: 16
Coding region: 82-1836 (584 amino acids)
Biological process (GO): glycerol catabolic process
Cellular component (GO): cytosol
Molecular function (GO): ATP binding; glycerone kinase activity
Source: RefSeq, a predicted model, not a curated record
AGACUAUCCACACAUGGAUCUGCCAUGUGACGUCACCGUCGUCUCUGCGUAUAUGCGGAAGUGAUCAAAGGUCGUGGAUGCAUGAUGGAGGUGGGGAGAAAAUUGCUGAACUCGGUGGAUAAAUGUGUGGACGAGGCUCUGGAGGGCUUGGUCAGGAGUAACGCGAGUCUAGUGCUGUUGCGGGGACACAGAGUUGUGCUCCGGUCUGAUCUGGAAAACAUCAGGGGAAAGGUAGCACUUCUCUCAGGAGGAGGAUCUGGACAUGAACCCGCACAUGCAGGUUACAUUGGCAUGGGAAUGCUGUCAGGGGCUGUGGCGGGAGCAGUAUUUGCUUCCCCUCCUCCCGGUAGUAUCCUGGCUGCCAUUCAGGCUCUGUGGAGGCGAGGUGCUUCAGGAGUGCUGCUUGUGGUAAAGAACUACACAGGUGACCGCUUAAACUUUGGCAUAGCUGCAGAGCAGGCCCGGUCACAGGGCAUCCAGGUGGACAUGGUGAUUGUGGCAGAUGACUGUGCUUUUACUCAGCCCAGCAAGGCCGGCAGGAGAGGCUUGUGUGGAACCGUGUUAGUUCAUAAGCUAGCUGGAGCACUCGCAGAAGAAGGCUGCCCAUUGGACACAAUUGUAGCCCGAGUGAAUGAAGCGAUAAAAAAUAUUGGUACACUGGGUGUAAGUCUGUCUCCAUGCAGUGUACCUGGAUGCCUUCCAUCCUUCCAGCUUCCACUAGGAGAGAUGGAGAUGGGCCUUGGGAUCCAUGGAGAACCAGGUAUUUGGAGAUCAAAAGUGGCCUCUGCUAAUGAAGUUGUGAAAACUAUGAUCAGUCACAUGACUGAUUCCUACAACAAAUCACAUCUGCCCCUGAAAUCAGGUGACAGCGUUGUGCUAUCUGUGAAUAAUCUUGGUGCUCUCUCGUGUUUGGAAAUAGCUGUGGUCACGAAAGCAGCGGUACACUUCUUAGAGGAGCAUGGUGUACUCAUUGUCAGGGUGAUGUCAGGAUCGUUUAUGACAUCAUUGGAGAUGGCGGGAAUGUCUCUUACCUUAUUAAAGGUUGAUGAGGAGAUUCUCAGACAGUUUGAUGCUAAAACAACAGCCCCGGCCUGGCCCAAUCUAAGCACUGUAUCUGUGAGUGGGAAAAAUUUGUUUAUGGAACCUGUAGAAAAAUCUGCUGCACCUGCAGAUAAAGGGAAUGAAGGUUCACUUGUAUCCAGUAUUCGGCUCGUUUUGGAGUCUGUGUGCAGAAUCCUUCUGCAGUAUCAAGAUGAACUCAAUGCUUUGGACCGUGCAGCAGGGGAUGGAGAUUGUGGGAACACACAUGCCCGUGCAGCUAAUGCCAUUCAGGAGUGGCUUUCCAUUAGCAGCAUUCCUGUGAAUGCUGGGCAGCUUUUGGCAAAUCUUGCUCUCCUGGUUCAAGAACGGAUGGGUGGCUCAUCAGGGGCAUUAUAUAGCCUGUUUUUAUCCGCUGCUGUCCCUCAUCUCGCAGAGAGCUGUGAUGGUACUGCCUGGGCCAAAGCAUUGCAUGCCGGGACCGAGGCCAUGAAGAGGUAUGGAGGUGCUGAAGUAGGAGACAGGACCAUGCUUGAUGCCCUGUGCCCUGCUGUAGAAGAAUUGAAGAAACUUUCCACAGCACCUCCUGGUGGUCAUAUGGAUAUACUGCAAGCCGCAGUGGAUAAAGCAGAUUUGGGAGCAGAAUCUACCUGCAAUCUCACUGCAAGAGCUGGACGUGCCAGUUACAUUGCAUCUGAACAUUUGACCCAGCCUGAUCCUGGUGCAACGGCAAUAGCCAUUAUUUUGAAGGCAAUACUAAAUGCUUUGAAGGGCGACAGGGAAAGAAGCAAAAGCUAACCGUAUCAUUGGUUUUACUUGAUGUCACUUAUUGUAGACUAUUGAUGGGGCUGCUAAACAAGUAAAUUAAUCAAUACUAAAAUUAAACAACACUAAAAACUGCCUAAUAGCAAACAGUGUUAAAUGAUAAAGGUCUGCAAACCGAAUCGUAUUAGUUUACUACUACAAGCAAUUUCUCUACUGGAUUUAUUGCACAUUAUAAGAUGUUUUUUAUGUUUUAAAGGCACUAAAUAGAGACUUUGAAUGCAAUAUAUGUUAUAUACAUAUAAUCUAUAGUAAACGUAAACACUUCUCCUGAAAUUUCAGUUUAAUUUUUUUA